CUGCUCUCGCUGAGCACAUGGGCGAGCGCUCUGGAGCCUCUGCCGCAGAUGAUAGAGGAGCGCCGAAGCACUCUCCCGGUCUACGCUAAAUCCUUCACUGAUGAGUACGAGCCGUACGCGAUGGCCGCCAUCCCUCUCAACUCAGCGAUGCCCAUAUUCCAGCUCAUAUCGCCGGGGUACCGCACCAAGUAUAAGAAACCAGUCAAGCCGCGCCCUCAACGGAACCAAUACAAAGAGGCCUACGCGUAUGAUUCAUCAAACAACGAAGAAGCAUACGAUCCGUACAGCUACGACACUGAAGAAGUGGAAGUUAUCAGUCCACAGAAGCACUCUAAGAACAGUCCUUAUGAGGAAGACGCCUCGUCGGUGGUGGUGUACGCGCGCCCUAACAAGUACGGCGGCUACUCCUACCGCAAGCACCCCUCGUACUCCUCGCACCCCUCAUACUCCUCACACUCUCACUACUCCCCGUCUCCCUCACCCAUACAGACGUUCUCCUCGCCUCAAGCCCACGACCAGAAGCCCGUCAUAAUACGUAUACAUAAAUAUCGAGUCAUACACUGA
Messenger RNA from Danaus chrysippus (African queen), 564 nucleotides. Lineage: Eukaryota; Metazoa; Arthropoda; Insecta; Lepidoptera; Nymphalidae. The record is from the annotation of a GenBank genome assembly.